GGUCCCGCCGCUGCCACGGCAACUGCAACGCCCGGCGGCGGCUGCUCCUCGUCCCCGGCCGGGAGCAGCGGCGCCGGUGUGUCCCAGGGGAGCAGGGAAUGCUGGUGAGGACGUUCCCCACCGCCCCGCGUGGAGUUCGGGUUCGUGGUAUUACUCUAACACAUCAUCAAAAUGAGUGAAAAAGAAGCUCGAGAUGUGGGUGAUUCAACAGAAAAUGCAGAAUAUGAGGAUGAUUUUGAAAAAGACACAGAAUGCCUAACUGAUGAAGAAGAAAAACAAAACCUUGGUGAAAAAGAGAAUCCUGAAGAAAAGGAAGAGGAUGCUGAAGCAAUAAUUCUUAAAACGUCAGACAACUUUCAGGAAGACGAUGAAGAAAUGAAAGAAAAUCUAGAUCAGCUUUCAGAGGCAGAUGUAAAUGUGAAAGUAUUAUACUCUAAUGAAAAAUAUUUGCAAUCUGAAGCAGACAGUGAACAGGAUGACCAUGAAUCUGAUGCUGAGAGAGAAAGCUCUAUCCAUGAACCCAAGCUGGAAAAUGAGCAGAACCUGGAUGAGGAAGAGGAUGAAGAAAUAAAGCGUUAUGUCUUGGAAAAGAUUGAAGAAGCCAACAAAGAGCUGGAAAACCAGUCUCCUGUGGAUGAAAACAGAGAACGAAAAUUAAAAUUUGUGGAUGAGGUGGAUCUUCGUCCAGAACAUGCUGACCCUGCAAGAGGAGACAUUGCAGAUGGGCUGUCUCAGCUGAAUAUUUCUGACAAGGGACAGAAAAGCACAUCACUUUCAGAACGUGCUGGCGCAGAUAUUGAAACUCAACAGACUUCAGAACACUCCAGUUCUUUGCCCAAUGCCUCUCAAGCAAAAGAAAUGCCUCCAUCUGACUCUAAGCAGCAGCCAGAUUCUGCUUUGAAUGGUGCGAAAGAUCUGGGAAAACAGAAGACUGAGUCUGCAAACAUACCCGUGAAAAGCUCCACUUACAGUCUUACUCCCAGACAAAAAGAAUUAAGGAGGCAGAUAGAACUAAGGAAAGAAAGACUGAAGAGAGAGGAAGAAGAAAAGAACAGGGAACUAGAAGAAAUGAGGAAAAGACAGAAUGAAAUAGUUUUUAAAGCUUGGUUACAAAAGAAGAAAGAACAGGUACAACAAGAAAAGCGAAUUCGUCGUGCAAAGAAGCUGGAAGAGCUGAGCAUCAAAGAGGUGCACAGGGAUCCAGAAGAAGCCUACAGGUUAUGGCUUAAAAAAAAGCACCAACAGUAUGUGAGAGAAAGACGGAUAGAAGUCUUGAGACGCCAAACUGAGGAAGUGGCCUUUUUUUCAAGCCCAGAGGAUUGCGACAGAGCUUUUAGAGACUGGCUGAGAAGGAAGAGAGAAGAGAAACAAGCAGCAGAACUAGCUGCUAAAGAGAGAGCCAGGCAGCUUAGAUUAGAAGCCAGAAGAGCAAGACAAAUGCGGAACAUCCACUAUAUUUAAUUCAGAGCCCAAAUCCUUUUGUUUCUCAGAUCAUUACAGUUGAAAAUUUGAUGUA
Serinus canaria (Common canary) is the source of this 1516-nucleotide messenger RNA. RefSeq names its product coiled-coil domain containing 181 (gene CCDC181). The transcript has 7 exons. The record is from RefSeq and is a predicted model, not a curated record. The coding region runs from base 172 to 1461 and encodes 429 amino acids. Gene Ontology annotation, molecular function: microtubule binding. NCBI's taxonomy places the organism in Eukaryota, Metazoa, Chordata, Aves, Passeriformes, Fringillidae.